Messenger RNA from Oncorhynchus nerka (sockeye salmon), 1338 nucleotides. Its product is annotated as pre-miRNA 5'-monophosphate methyltransferase. The record is from RefSeq and is a predicted model, not a curated record. The coding region runs from base 106 to 906 and encodes 266 amino acids. Gene Ontology annotation, cellular component: cytoplasm. The transcript is spliced from 2 exons. NCBI's taxonomy places the organism in Eukaryota, Metazoa, Chordata, Actinopteri, Salmoniformes, Salmonidae. Gene Ontology annotation, biological process: negative regulation of pre-miRNA processing. Gene Ontology annotation, molecular function: RNA methyltransferase activity; O-methyltransferase activity.
GUCGUUCGGUUCUUGAGUAAUCAGCAGUGGGAGGAGCGGUAAAGAAGUUCUGUAGAUUUUUCCUAGGUCGGACGUAAUUUUAAUGCUGCACACGUGGGAACAACGAUGGCCACAUGUGGAGCAGAGAGUGAAGUUCUGGAUGAAAAAGAUGAUCCCGGUGCAGCACCAUACGGCAAUUUUAUAAACUAUUACACAUUUAACCCACCAGAGAACCGUCUAAGCCUCAUUCCGACCACACUUAUUCAGGAUUUGGGGUAUGGCAAGGACAGCAGUGAAACCAUAUUGAUGCUGGAUGUCGGUUGCAAUUCAGGGGACCUGACAGUGGCAUUGUACAGACACCUUCAACAGAAAGUCUUGUCUGAAGACUCUACAACACCACCCGACACUGAUCUCCAACUCCUCGGCUUCGACCUGGACGAAACCCUGAUCCUCCGGGCCCAACAGACCAACCCUUUCCCCCAGAGCAUCUCUUUCAUUCCCUUAGACAUCACUGAGGAUGCUGCUAGCCAGACCCAGCUACAGGACUACCUGAGACAACAUGGCGGCUUCCGCUUCCACCUCUCCCUGUGCCUGGCUGUUACCAUGUGGGUCCACCUGAACCAUGGAGACGCUGCCCUACUGGGGCUCCUCUCCCGGCUGGCCUCCAUCAGCCAACAUCUCCUCCUGGAGGCCCAGCCCUGGAAGUGCUACCGUUCGGCUGCCCGGAGGCUGAGGAAGCUAGGGCGGUCUGACUUUGACCACUUCAAGGAGUUAAAUAUCAGAGGAGAUGUGGCAGAACAAGCCAGGGAACACUUAGAGAAACACUGUGGGAUGGCACUGAUGCAGUGUUUCGGUAGUACCAGCUGGGAUCGUAGACUGCUCCUCUUUAGGAGAAGAGAGACGGUUGACCUACAUUUAUCCCAGUAGAUAUGUUAUGAUGAUUUUCUUAAUGGAGUAAUCUGAAAACAUUUGAAAAUGGUCUUCCUUGACAAUGAAGUGACAAGGUCCUGAGGAAAUAUGUAUGUGUGCAGAGAAGGAACUCCAAGUUCCUUAGCCUCCUUCACAGCCAGCUCAAGUUCCUUAGCCUCCUUCACAGCCAGCUCAAGUUCUUUAAGUGCAGUGAAGGACCAGUAUGUUGAUUGAACACUAGGAGGCAAUAAUACUCUGUUACUACUUGUAUUACCACCAUACCUAGUCUAUGCUUUCAGCUAAGCAAUUAACAGAUUUUCUUCUUAAUAGUGUAUAUGUUCUGGCAAACAAUUAUGAAUGAACUGUGUGUGUGUGUAUGAGAAAUGAAUUUAAUAUUUUAUUUUUGGGGAUGUUUAAAAAUAAGAAUGAAUAAAGCCCAUGAAUUUACUA